UGAUGAUUUUGUCAUGGUUCCAAUCUUAAUGAUGCAAACAAAAUUUUGUAGUUGCGGUUCCUAACUCCACAUUUUCCAUGGCGUGCUCUCCUUCUACAACACUUUUCUCAAAUUCUCUUCACAUUAACCAAAUUGCAAAUCCCAGUAAACUGUUACAUCUAUAUUCUACCACACUUUCACUAAACCAAAACCUUCCAAUAUAUUCUAAGAAUCCACUCAAACUUUCAACUACCACCAUACCCUUUGCUUCUGGUUCUGCAGGAGUUGAGUCUCCAGUGUUAAGUGAGGAUAACUCAAGUUCACUGGAUUUGGUGAAAGUGUUUGAUUUGGAAGGAAAUGGAAUUCCAAUUUCUGACUUGUGGAAAGAUAGGAAAGCCGUUGUGGCAUUUGCUCGUCACUUCGGGUGUGUACUUUGCCGCAAAAGGGCUGAUUAUCUUGCAUCCAAGAAGGAUAUAAUGGAUGCAUCCGGUGUAGCACUUGUAUUGAUUGGACCUGGCAACAUUGAUCAGGCCAAAGCCUUUGCCGAGCAAACAAAAUUCAAAGGAGAAAUCUAUGCAGACCCUGCUCAAGCUUCAUAUGAGGCCUUGAGAUUUGUUUCUGGAGUUCUUACCACAUUUACCCCCAAAGCAGGUCUUAAGAUAAUAGAAUUGUACAUGCAAGGUUAUAGACAAGAUUGGAAACUAUCAUUUGAAAAGGAUACUGUUAGCAGAGGAGGCUGGCAACAAGGAGGAAUUAUAGUUGCAGGUCCUGGUAAAGGUAACAUCUCAUAUAUUCACAAGGACAAAGAAGCAGGCGAUGACCCGGAAAUUGAAGAUAUCUUAAAAGCAUGUUGCUUGUGAAGAAGAGACGGGGGCUUCUUUUUUCAUGCUUCAUGAAGUGUGCGCAAUACCAUCUCAUCAUAGAGCUUUGUACACUAUAUCGUCUAAAAGCACUGAUCUUAGGUUCAGAUGGUGAGACAAUAGUAGAGUCAUCCUCCAAUAUUUACCUGGUUAGAUAAAAAAAGAUGAAAGUAUGGAACCUAUUCUAUUGCUUGUUUCAAAAUCUUGUAUAUAAUAAUAUUUUCUGUUUACAGUCGAAUGUACUGUACUUCUAAAGAAAAUUGUGUUCAAUAACGUUCGAAAAUUAUGUUAAGCGUCCUAGCCUAUGUGCACUUGCAUGGCCAGUUAUCCA
This is a messenger RNA of Trifolium pratense (red clover), 1170 nucleotides long. Its product is annotated as thioredoxin-like protein AAED1, chloroplastic. Gene Ontology annotation, molecular function: antioxidant activity. The record is from RefSeq and is a predicted model, not a curated record. The transcript has 9 exons. The coding region runs from base 78 to 839 and encodes 253 amino acids. NCBI's taxonomy places the organism in Eukaryota, Viridiplantae, Streptophyta, Magnoliopsida, Fabales, Fabaceae.